This is a messenger RNA of Blepharisma stoltei, 543 nucleotides long. NCBI's taxonomy places the organism in Eukaryota, Ciliophora, Heterotrichea, Heterotrichida, Blepharismidae. The record is from the annotation of a GenBank genome assembly.
AUGGAACCUGUAAAAGUAUUUUACAAUAAAAAGGAGUAUUUAGAAACACAUACAGGCAACAAAGUUUGCAGGAAAUCCUUGAUAAGAGGAAGCCAUAACAUUCACUUGAACGGAAAAUGCAUUAUUUCUCCUGGAGUUGUAAUAAGAGGCGAUUUAGCACCCGUAAAGAUUGGAAAAUAUACGAUUUUUAAAGAAGAUGUAGUUUUGAGACCAUCUUAUAAGAGAGCUAAAGGAAAAUUAAAAUAUAUUACUAUGCAGAUAGGAGAACAUGUACUUAUUGAAGAAGGCAGCAUUGUGUGCGCUAGUAAAAUCGGCAACAAUGUCCACGUUGGGAAAAAUUGUAUCAUAUCUCAUAGAUGUGUCCUUAGAGAUAACUGCAAAAUUGAAGAUGGGGCCAUUCUCAGCCCUGACACUGAAGUGCCGUCAUUCACAAUUUAUGGAGGAAAACCAGCAACUUAUCUUGCAGAUAUGCCUGAUAGCACUGUGUUUAUGCAUACAGAACUAACCCAAGGAUAUUAUAAUAGAUUUCUCCCAUUAGCUUAA